Messenger RNA from Micromonas commoda, 1483 nucleotides. RefSeq names its product phosphoglycerate kinase. Gene Ontology annotation, molecular function: ATP binding; ADP binding; phosphoglycerate kinase activity. Gene Ontology annotation, biological process: gluconeogenesis; glycolytic process. Bases 1 to 1416 code for a protein of 471 amino acids. Gene Ontology annotation, cellular component: cytosol. The record is from RefSeq and is a predicted model, not a curated record. NCBI's taxonomy places the organism in Eukaryota, Viridiplantae, Chlorophyta, Mamiellophyceae, Mamiellales, Mamiellaceae. The transcript has a single exon.
AUGACCGCGCGAUCGUUGCGUCGCGUGCAGGACGCCGACCUCAGAGAUAAGGUCGUGCUCGUCCGCGUGGACCACAACUGCGUCAAGGAUGGCGUCAUUCACGACACCUUCAGGGUCGACCAGUCCAUCGCCACCCUGUACAACAUCGUCGAACGCGGUGGCCGUCCCAUCCUCAUGACCCACGUCAACCGCCCCUUCGACAAGAAACGCAAGGAGAUCUCGUGCAGGGACGAGGACUCCGUCACGGCCGUCGUCAGGUACCUCCAGCAUAAGCUCGGGGUGGUGUUCGCGGUGCCGACGUUCCGGGUCGAACCAGGGCGCGGUAUCCUCGACGUCGACACCAGCGUCAACUGGCUCAUCGAAGAUCUGAAGCACCGCAGAGUGGGCGGCGUCUACCUUCCCAACACGCGAUGGUUCGAGGGCGAGGAGGGGCUCGCCGCGGCUGACGCCGUCGCAGCGCGCGAGAGGUUCGCGACACAGCUGGCGGGCCUCGCGGACGUGUUCGUCAACGACGCCUUCGGCUCCUGGCAGCCGCACGUCAGCACCUUCCACGUUGCCAAGCUGCUGCCCUCCUACGCCGGUCUCCUCAUGCAGAAGGAGGUGCAAGCGCUCUCCGCGCUGACCGAACCGAGAAGGCCGUUCCUGGCGGUCAUCGCCGGGAGCAAGCUCGACACCAAGAUGGGGUGCGUCGAGGCGAUCGCGAAAAAGGCGGAUCACGUCAUGCUGGGCGGGCAGCUGUACAACGCCUACAUAGCCGCCAAGUUUGGGGUGACAAUCGCCGGCGUAGAUCCCCUCGACGUGGAGAUUGCCAAAUCACAGCUGUUGGUCCCGGAAGUUGAGAGAAAGCUGGUGCCGCUGUCGACGGUCAUCGAGAGCGACAGCCUCGACGGGUGCGGGUGCGUGCCCGUCGCGGGAAAGUGCGGCAGCGGCGACGGCGAUCGCAUCCGCGCCCGACGUCUCGCCGACUUGAAACCCGGGGAAACAACCGGAUACUUUCUGGACGUAUCCGCCGAGUCGUUCAAAGAUGCGAGGGUCGCCGAGGUCAUCGCCGGCGCGAAGACCAUCUUCGUCAACGCCGUGAUGGGGCUCACGCCAGCGGGUUUCCACGAGGGAACCGCCGCUCUGGACGCGGCAAUCGCGAGUAACGUCGACGCGAGAAAGUACUUUGGAGGCGGCGACACGCUUCAGGAGUUUAAAUCCCUGAGCCCCGGGCUGUACAUGACGGCGCUGGAGUGUCCGAGCUAUUACCUCUUCACCGGCGGGGGUACCGUGUUGAAGGCGCUGGAGCUGGGAGGCGCGACGAAGCUGCCGUGCGUGGAACUUUUGACGGCGGCGGAUGGAGAGGAGCCGUCGAGGCUGGAGAAGCCGAAGUGCAUGGCUCUGGAGUCCUGCGACUGCGGCCCCACCCCGGCGUAGGAGGUGAGAACAGACGUCACGAAGGUACUUUGGAUUGCACAAUAAUAACACGCGCGCGUCUCUAGCU